Molecule: messenger RNA, 1457 nt
Organism: Epinephelus lanceolatus (giant grouper)
Lineage: Eukaryota; Metazoa; Chordata; Actinopteri; Perciformes; Serranidae
Gene: cldn34a
Product: claudin 34a
Cellular component (GO): membrane; bicellular tight junction
Molecular function (GO): structural molecule activity
Source: RefSeq, a predicted model, not a curated record
UCACAAAGCAACAUGUGGACUGUCACACAGACUCAGUCUCCUGUGAUAAACAAAGCAUCUGUGCAGGGAUUCAGUUUGUAGCUAGAACAAGAAAACUGGAACCUGAGACACAUCAAGCAGGUGUGAUCGGUGUGAGGCACAAUGUGUGAGUCAGUGAUCAGUCUCUUUGAUCAUUAGCAGUCACACUGGGCAGGAUGAUUUACCUGGCUCACACAGCUCACCUGCAGUUCCUCGGCCUGUUAGUCGGGUUUCUGGCAUGGAUCCUCAUCCUGACCACAACCGGCCUCAACGAGUGGCGCCUCUGGCACGUCGCUGAUGUGUCCGUCAUCACCUCGGGUGUGGCCUGGGUGGGUAUCUGGAAGGCGUGUUUCUACAGUCACGCCCUCCCCAGCAUGGAGAACUGUCAGAGCAUCAGCAUCUCAGACAGCUUUGCUCCUGCAGAGAUCCCCGUGGCUCAGGUGCUGAUGGUGCUGGCGCUGAUCAGCGGCCUGGUGGGGAACAUCACCGCUGCAGUGGCCAUGAGGAUGGUUUACUUCUCUGUGGAGGAUCGUAGGAACAUCAGGCUGGUCUUUGUGCUGGCAGGGACCCUGUAUGUGCUGACGGGGACCUUCUGCUUGGUGCCGCUGACGUGGAACAUGAGCUCUGUGCUCAACAACAGCACCAUAGACUUUCCUCCUGAGUUCCAGCUCCCUGCAGCUCCUGUCCGACAGCAAGUUGGUUCAGCCAUCGGAGUGGGCAUCUCCGCCUCCAUAAUGAUGCUUAUAAGUGGGCUGGUUUUCCUCUGCUACCGUUACGCCUGGGCAGCUCUGAGCACAGAGGCCACUAGAAACACCAGGGACCCACUCCAUGGCCCCUUGACAAAAAUGACCCAGGCACAGAGGUUUGGAUUAGCCAAUGGAGACAACCAGGGCAGAGAUAACCCUGCAUUUCACACUGAAGAAGUCUCAUGAUGGAGAAACAUCAGGAACAUUUAACUCAUGGAUGGAUUACUGAUUGGGCCUACCAGGCACAGACCCAGGGGCCCAAAGUGUCAGGGGCCUCCCUGGUCAUACUGACAAGGAGGAGACUCAAAAUGAAAACAGAGAGAUGCAAAUGAACGGCAAAGUGACACAAAACCACACAGUCUGUGUGUCUUGCUCCUAUGUAGGAGAGGUGGUGGGGCCUUUUGCAUAUCUGUGCCCAGGGACCCAGUGUCUCAUAAUCGGCCCAUGAUUUGACUUAUUUCCAGACUUGGAUUUUUAUCCUUUUCAUUCAUGGCAAAGUGACUCGAACAAUGUCAGAGAAGAGCUGUCACAUUUAAAUACCUCAGUAAUGUCAUACUCCAAAAAAACCUGUGAGCUACACAUUAAUAAUACCGGAUGGUAUAUCAAAACACAGCAACAUCCAAAAUAACAGUGGAGAAUUAAUUGCAAUUGGACCACAAUCUGAAAAAUAAAAACUGAUUUAUCUGAAUCAUA